AUGUGUCUCUUGCUUUAUGUUUUACAGAUGCCAAAAAGAAAGAGUCUUACUGGCCGAGACAAACAUAUGAAGGCCAAACUGAGAAAAAGGGAGGAGAGACAAAAGGCAUCCCAGUCUUUAUCUGAUGUGUCUUUAGAUAAGAACUCAGAUGCCACUCCCAGUCACUGUGUAGAAGAUGAGACAGCUUCACCCAAAACUCUUUUGGGGCAAGGUUUUAUAGGGUUACCUCCUCUUGAGGAAAAACCCUUGGCCAGGGUGCAGGCCUCACCUCGAGUGAAAAUGCACUCAAAUGCCCCGAGGUUGCCAUCUCCUCGGGGAAGUCGUCUGUUUGUCCGCAACAACAACAAGGACAAGGCACCGUCCCCUGACUCCCCACCGUGGGUUUGUACUCCACCGAGGGUACCUGGGCAUGAUGAUGGCUUUAAGCCUAGUCCAGCAGGUCAGGCGCAGCUGGAUACCUCCAGGGCGGAGGAGACCAGUAGGACACAAGAACAUAUAGAACAUGGAAAUCAAACUCGAGAAAAUUUGAAACAUGAAAACCAAAGAAAACAAAAUGAGAAUCAGUGUAUCAAAAAGAAGUAUUUAAAUUGUGAACAUAUGUUUGAGAGUCAUGUAAAUCAAAAAUGUCAGCAUAUUGACCAUGACAGAAAUGAUGAGGAAGAGGAAAAUAUCAGUUAUGAAAAUGAACAAAUUUCGAGCAGCUUUAGUGUAGUUCAAGGUUCAUUUCACCAGGGAGAAAUGAUUUUUGGUGAAAAUGCAGGAACACAGUGUGUUGCAAAUUGUUUAUCUGGUAUUGCAUAUCACAACAUUAAAAAUGCAAAGUACUGGCAAAGAGCAGACAUAAACAAAGUUUUAGCAACAGGAGAUGAGUUAUACACCUACUUGCAACGCAGUUCUACAAUCAAAAGCAGGUAUCUGUUAGUUAGUGAGCUGCCUCAGUAUUUUGAGUGUUUUGGUAGAAUGUUUGAAUUUGAAGCAAAUGAAUCAAUUGCAAGUGUAAUAAAUCUAUCAAAUGCAGAAGUAUGCUAUGAUGAUUUCUCUGCUUAUUCACUUAGAGAUGCAUUGCAGCUAUCACUUGGAGAUACCAAUGGGUGUAUUGUGUGUUUUGGUGGAAAUGCUUUUCUAGUUGGGAAAACUGACAAUGGAUUCUUCACAUUUGAUCCACACUCAAGAUCUUCACAAGGACUUUUGAGUGUAACUGGAAAAAGCACAAGGUUGCUUUAUCAGACAUUUCAAGAAAUUUAUGAACACAUUUGGUCAUUAGCAUUGUCAAUGGGUUACUCAGCUGUUGUUGAUUGUGAGAUUACCGGUGUGCAUUGUUCAUUAAAACAGAUUAUUGUUAACAAAUGUGAUUCUACAACAAAGGAAGCACUGUCGCCAAGUGAUAAAUGUGAAGUUGAUCUGCCUGUUCUGGAUGUAGAGAAGAAAUUGCCACAGUGUGGUGGGAAAGAUGGUAGCAAUGCAGAUGAGUUAUGUUACCUGUAUACUGAAAAUGAGAACAUAGGGAAUGAACUUCCUCCUCUUUCUGCAGCAGUUGAUAUGGAGAUUAAGAAGAAUAUUUGUCAUAAACUUGUUGUAUCACAGCAGGAGAAAACACCCUUUUCAGAUUCUCCUAGUUUAAGCAGCUUUUCAACUCCACUGUCAUAUGCUAAAAAAAGGGAAGUGAAGAAGAACAAAUACAGAGAAUAUCUUGAGAAAAAGAAGUGGAAAUACAAAAAAUGUUCUGAAGAAAGAAAGAAGGCUUUAGGAAGAAAUAGGAUGAGAUAUAAAGAUAACCCAAUCUUCAGGAAGACAGUUAUUCAUCACGCAAAGCAAAACUAUGAAAAAUAUAGAGACUCUCUGCAAUUUAAAGAAAACGUGAAAACGAGAAGUAAGAAAAUCAACAAAAAGAUGUAUUCUUACAAUCCAAAAUACCAGUUAAAGAAAAAGUUUGAAAGCAUUCAAAGAUAUAAAACUUGUGCAUCUCAUCAACAAAAGGUAAAAGAAGCAAGUAAACAGAAAUACAAAAUGAACCCUGGACAUAAAGAAACAGUGAAAAAAGCUAGUGUUCACAAGUACAAAACUAACCCUGAACAUAGAGAAACUGUAAAAGAGGCUAGCAUACACAAGUACAAAACAAACCCUGAACAUAGAGAAACUGUGAAAGAGGCUAGCAUACACAAGUACAAAACAAACCCUGAACAUAAGCAGCAUGUUAUGGAGAGAAGCACUGAGAAAUAUAAAAUAAAUGUGAUGCACAGAGAGAAUGUGAAAGCCACUAGUGCUAAACGAUACAAAAAUCUUCAGUUUAAGGGGGCUUUUCUGAAGAAUUGGAAAAUUUCUGCAGAAGCAGCUGUAAACAGAAUGAAGGUACCACCAGUACCCAUGGAACUCAAAACUUUAAAUAGUUUAGAAAAGCAAUUAAUCUCCAUACACAUACCAUUCAUGAAGGUCAUGAACUUACCUCAAGGAAGACAAAAGAAUGUGCAUGGUCCAGUUGUCUGUGUACCAUCAGAUUUAAACAAAGCAUCCAGCUUACCACGAACAGCAGAUGCUACCAUGCUUCUGAGAGUAAAAUUGAAAAGAAAGCUGUCAUUUAAAGGAUAUCAAGAAUAUCAGUUUGUGAAUCCACACCACGUGAUCAAAGCAUUGAACUUCCUAAUGGAGAACAACAUCUGGUACAAGGACAUACAAUUAAAUAUGAACUGGGAAGUGUCAGCAGAGGAUGACUGUUUGAUAGAAGCAGACAAAUCACAGCCAAUGUCUGAAACUGAAGAUACUGAUGAUCAGGAUCCACCUGCAGCUUCCAUUGCAUUAGACACCUGCUUACAACCUAUAGAUGUGGUUCAGGAAGUGUUAGAUCAUUAUUUUGAUGAUGUGUUCAAUCUAGCUCCAGGGGAAGGAAAAAAUCCAGUAAGAAUGUUACAGGAUGAAGGAAAUGAAGCUAAGACAUUUCCAUAUCUAUUUCCAACAGGAGAAAAUUCAUGGAAUGAGAAUAGGGAUAUUAAAAUCACUCUCAGUAGAUACUUCCACAAUAGGCUGAUGAAUGCCGACAACAGAUAUGCAAAGGAUUCAAAUUAUGUAUUUUUCUGCCAGUACAUGUCUGAACUCAAUCAAGUAAUAGAGAAAACUCAAAUAUCUGUCAGAAAAUCUUCAGCUAAAACUACAUCAGGACAAAAGAUAACCUCAGAAAUAUUACAAGAUGUUUAUAAAUUGGCAAAAUUGUUGAGAAAUGAUGAUGCAUUGCGAUUUAUGCAGCCUAUAAGGGGAACACCCUCAUACUGGCAAGCAGCACAAAAGGAUCUCUUUGCCAUGUUACGACAAAUAGGUAUUCCAACUUGGUUCUGUUCUUUUUCUGCUGCUGAGUUCAGAUGGAAUACAACAAUAGAUGCAAUUUUACGCCAACAGUGCGAUGACAGACAUGCAGAAGACCUAGACUGGACAGAGAAAAGUGAAGUUUUAAGAAGUAAUCCUGUGACAGUGGCACGUAUGUUUGAACAUAGAUUUCAUGUUUUUCUACAUGAUGUAAUUAUGUCACCAUCAGAACCCAUUGGAAAAGUGAUUGAUUAUUUCCAGAGAGUAGAGUUUCAGCAAAGAGGCUCACCCCACAUGCAUUGUUUGUUUUGGAUAGAGGGAGCACCUAAAUUGGACGAAGAUGGUGAAGAUGCUGUAUGUGAGUUCAUUGAUAGAUAUGUCACAUGUGAAAUACCCUCUGAGAGUGAAGAUGCAGAACUGCGUAAAAUUGUCCAAGAUGUGCAACAACACAGUAAAAAACAUUCACAAUCCUGCAGGAAGAAAGGUACUGAUUGUCGAUUUAAUUUCCCUAGGCCACCAUCCAAAAAAACUUUCUUAGCCAAGCCUAGAAAUUUUGAAGAGGACACAGAAAAUGAAAGCAAUGGAAACUUGGUAUUAAAAAGAAAUGAUGCAAAGGCAAUCUUGCAAAAAGUAUGGGAAAACAUUCAAGAUCCAACUCAAAACUUAUCUUCAACAGAGAUAUUUUACAAACUUGGAAUCUCUCAAGAAUUAUUUGAAGACGCAUACAGCAUUAUAACCUCAAAGCAGACCAUUGUUUUACAAAGAGAACCUUCUGAAGCAUGGACUAAUCAGUACAACCCUUGUCUCUUAAAAUCCUGGGAUGCUAAUCUAGACAUUCAGUAUGUGUUGGACCCAUUCAGUUGCAUUGUGUACAUUAUUUCAUACAUCUCAAAGUCAGAACGAGAAAUGGGCAUGCUAUUAAAGCAGACAAAGAAUGAAGCAGAGGAAGGAAAUCUUAGUGCACGACAAACAAUGAAAAAAAUUGGAUCUGCAUACUUGCAUCAUAGAGAAGUAAGCGCACAAGAGGCAGUCUAUCGAGUGUGUAAUCUCAAAAUGAAGGAAUGCUCUAGGAAGGUUACAUUUAUUCCUGUCGGAGAAAAUCCAACAAGACUUAGUAAACCCUUACAUCAAAUGAACAAAAGCAAAGAAAUGGCUGGCGAUGAUGAUGAUGAUGAAGAUGAUAUUUGGAUGACCAAUAUUGUAGAAAGAUAUGAAAACCGUCCUAAAUUGCAGGAAUUUGCUGAUAUGUGCCUUGCAACAAUCUGCGCUGAUUACAGAGUCCUAGCAAAAUCACAAGUUCCUUCGAACCUUCGAGAGGGAAUCUUUGAAUUGCAAAAUGGAAAAGGUUAUAUUCAAAAAAGAACAAGGACAAAGCCAGCUAUUAUUAGAUUUCCUAGAUUCAACAAAGAGAAAAUGCCUGAAAAAUUUUACCAAUCAAUACUUCAGCUUUUUCUUCCUUAUUGGAAAGAAGACCAACUUAAACCACCUAAGUAUGAAUUGUUUCAGACUUUUUAUGAAAGUGGAUGUGUACGUUUGAAAUCAGAUAAAAAAGUGAAAAUGGUGAGGGAAAUUGUUGAUAUGAACAAGCAGAUCUACUGCAAGAAUGAAGAUGUACUUGACCAAGCACAAGAAACUUAUGAGAUUAUAGGAGAACCUGAAGACGCCUGGGCUUUACUUUGUCCUCAGACUGAAGAGAGCAGAGAGAACUGCAUGAAAAGAAAGUCUCAGGAGCUGCAAAACCAAGGGGAAGCAGAAGAUAUUCCAGAUUUGCAAGAUAUUGAUCAUAAUGCAGAUCUUUUGUACCAGAUCCAGAAUGCAGCUCAUUCACGCCAAAAAAUGUUGCCAUUGCUCCGUAAUUUAAAUGCAACUCAGAGAGGUGCUGGAACAGGGAAAAGUCACUUGAUUAAUACUGUUCUGUAUGAAGCAAGCAGAUUAUUUUCAAGAACUUUAACCAACCCUGAAAGUAUCUCAGUUCUCUUAACUGCAUUGACUGGUACUGCGGCAUUUAAUAUAGGAGGAACCACACUGCAUCAUGCAUUUGCCCUCACAAAGUACUUGCCAAUUCCUUAUGAACCUCUACAAGAACAACGCCUUAGUUCCAUCAGAGUGAAGUUGGAAGAUUUGCAAAUAUUAAUCAUUGAUGAAAUAUCAAUGGUGUACAAACGUUUACUGUAUUAUGUUCAUGAACGUCUUGUACAAAUUAAAAAAUGCAAACUCCCAUUUGGAGGUGUGUCAGUUAUUGCUGUAGGAGAUUUCUAUCAGCUACCUCCUGUCAAACAGAAAAAAACUGAGCGACUGUACAAUGACUGUUCAACUUAUCCUGUAGAUUACUGGAAGGAGCUAUUCAAAGUUGUUGAAUUACAUGAAAUUAUGCGACAACGUGAAGAUGCCACUUUUGCAGAAGCUUUGAAUAGUUUAAGGGUGAGAACAAGCAAAGAGAAUUUAGAACCAAAUGUGGCAGAAAUGUUAUUAGAGAGUGUCAGUGAAGGGUCAGAAGAUGCACUUCAUGUGUAUGCAACCAAUGAAGAAGUAAACAAGUACAACCUUUCAAUGCUAACCACAAAAUGUCUGGAGCUUGUUGAAAUAAAUGCAAAGGAUUAUCAAAAAGAUCAAACUUCAGGAAAAUUAAACCUGCGAGAGAAUCCCAUUGCAAAGAAAAAAGCAGAAGGACUACCAAUGUCAAUAAUUUUAGCACAUAAUGCACGUGUUAUGCUGACUCGAAAUAUUGACGUAGAUGAUGGCCUUGUAAAUGGGGUAAUGGGAUUCAUAUCUGAGAUCCAAUAUGCAAACAGAGCACAGAAAGAAGUUAGCAGUAUUGGAGUUAUUUUUGAUAACAAAGAUGUUGGGAAAAAAAUUGGAAGGAAAAUUAACUCUGACAGUGUCAUGGUGCUUAUUGAAAGAGUAGAUGAAGAGAUAAAUGAAAAGCAUGUUAAAAGUGUUGUGAGACAUCAGUUUCCCUUGCAAUUAUCAUGGGCGUGCACAGCACACAAAGUGCAAGGUAUGACAACAAAUGAAAUUGUUGUGAAUCUAGACAAAGUAUUUUCACCAGGACAAGCAUAUGUAGCUCUUAGUCGGGUAACAUCAAAACAAGGAUUGCAUAUUGAAACAUCCCAAGGUGACAUACAAAAUUUACUUCGGAGAAAAAUAUAUGCAGACCCAGAUGUUAAAAAUGCAGUUUGUAAGAUGCAAAAACUUGAAAUUACCACAAACUUGGCUGAAUCUGACUGCAAGAGAAUUGUAUUGCACAAUAUUCAAGGCUUACCAGCAAAUUUCAAGGAGAUGAAAUCAGAUACACGAUUUCAAAAAGCAAAUGUUAUUUGUUUGACAGAGACCUGGUUGCAAGAACAGUCAUCAGUUCAGUUCUCACUGCAAGGCUUUAGAUUCAUGCACACAUUGAGGAAGAAUUCAUAUGACAAAUCUAAGGAGCUUUAUUCCAAGAUUCAAAACUCGAAUGGAGGGGGAGUUGGCACAUAUAUCCAUGAUGGUGAAGAAGCAAGACAAAUUGAUAUUUCUGUCCCAAAUAUUGAAGUUGUUGCUUUUGUUUUUCAAGAAAACAUCUCAGUUUUUACAGUAUAUAGACCCAGCUCUUUGAUAAAAGACUUCUUCAUAUCAUCACUUGAGCAGCUCACAAAUUUCAUCAAACGAGAAUGCGAAAAUUGUAUUAUACUGGGGGACUUUAAUGAAAAUGCUGUAGAUGACACUGGAACAAUUCAAAAAUUCUUGAAUGAUCAUGGAUUUAAACAACUUGUUACUUUCCCAACAACAGAGGGAAGGACAAUCAUUGAUCAUGUUUAUGUGUAUGGCCUUCAAGAGUAUCAUAUUGAUGUGUCACUACUUCCAACUUAUUACAGUUAUCAUGAGGCAAUUAUUGUAAAAUUAUUUAAGAAAUAA
Messenger RNA from Saccostrea cuccullata (small rock oyster), 7185 nucleotides. RefSeq lists its product as uncharacterized. The transcript is spliced from 5 exons. Gene Ontology annotation, biological process: telomere maintenance; DNA repair. The record is from RefSeq and is a predicted model, not a curated record. Lineage: Eukaryota; Metazoa; Mollusca; Bivalvia; Ostreida; Ostreidae. Gene Ontology annotation, molecular function: DNA helicase activity. Bases 1 to 7185 code for a protein of 2394 amino acids.